Messenger RNA from Nicotiana tabacum (common tobacco), 1001 nucleotides. Its product is annotated as homeobox-leucine zipper protein ATHB-40. NCBI's taxonomy places the organism in Eukaryota, Viridiplantae, Streptophyta, Magnoliopsida, Solanales, Solanaceae. The record is from RefSeq and is a predicted model, not a curated record. Gene Ontology annotation, molecular function: sequence-specific DNA binding; DNA-binding transcription factor activity, RNA polymerase II-specific. Gene Ontology annotation, biological process: positive regulation of DNA-templated transcription. Gene Ontology annotation, cellular component: nucleus.
CUUAGUCUUCACUGCAGCUUUAUAAGUAACUAAUUUAAUUAAAAGUCCUCACUGCUGUCUUUCUCCCUAUAGCUACACAAUUUAUCAACUUUAAUUCAUUUCUGCACCAGAAAGCAAAAGCAACAAGAACAAGAGAAACAGACAGAAAGAAGGAAAGAAACGUAAUAGCAUGAAUCUUCAGGUGGAUGAUCAAAUGAUACUCAUUUCUCAGUACUAUCCUGGUAUCUACACUCAAGAGUUACCAGAACAAGGGGAGGCGAAACAAAGGAGGAGACGAAAGAAGAACAAAGGAGAAGCAAGUGAGGUUAUGAGGAAAAGAAAGCUUAGUGAAGAACAAGUGAAUCUGCUUGAACAGAGCUUUGGGAAAGAGCACAAACUGGAGUCCGAGAGGAAAGACAAGCUUGCCUCUGAGCUGGGGCUUGAUCCUAGGCAAGUUGCUGUCUGGUUUCAGAACAGAAGGGCUAGAUGGAAGAACAAGAAGUUGGAGGAGGAAUACUCUAAGUUGAAGUCUGAGCAUGACACUAACAUUGUUCAUAAUUGCCGUCUUGAAAAUGAGGUUUUGAAGCUGAAGGAACAGUUGUCUGAAGCAGAGAAAGAGAUACAAAGGUUGCUGAUGGAGAGAUGUGAUGGGGUUAAUUCGAGCAAUAGCCCAACUACUUCAUCACUCUCAAUGGAAGCAGCCAAUAUGGAACCUCCUUUUCUUGGGGAAUUUGGAAUGGAAGGAUUUGACAAUACAUUUUAUGUGCCAGAAAACACUUACUCUCAGGGAUUGGAAUGGGUUAAUUUAUACAUGCCAUAUGAUGUGUGAUUAUUUUUCAACUGUAGAAUUAAGCCCCAAAAUUCUGUAUAUUAUGUGUAGAUAUGACCUAACUAAUGUGUGUACAUCAAUCUUUACUUUUCUCCUUGCUUUACUAGUGCACUAGUGUUACUUAGUAUUUAACUACCUAGCUAGCUAGCAAGUAGCAAGAUGGAAUAUAUAUAAGACUUUGGUUUUUGACUAA